This is a messenger RNA of Cylindrotheca closterium, 1467 nucleotides long. The record is from the annotation of a GenBank genome assembly. Lineage: Eukaryota; Bacillariophyta; Bacillariophyceae; Bacillariales; Bacillariaceae.
AUGGUCCACAGGUGGAUCAAGUGCAGGGUCUGCACUGUAGCUCAUGACAUUGAGAUUCAACAGUUUAGCAAACAUGUGCGUCAAAAAAAACACCUAAAGCGAGUUGCUGAGUUCGAGAGCACCAAACCAUCAGCCUACGUGCAACAAGAAAUUCAGUUUGCAGAGCGAUGCCAAAUCGCACAAACAACGGAUAUGGAGACGGAUACCGGUCCCAGCCCAACCCAGCAUUCCGCGGGAGAUAGCAACGACAACGGGAUGGAAUUUUUCUCUCACAAUGAUGAGUGGAGUUCAAUCGAAAUCGAUGAUGCAUCAAAUGCGCCGCCGCAGCUCACUUCGGAAGAUUGGAUGACACAAAUAUUGUCAAAGUGUCCCAACCCAAAGGGCGACCUGUCAGGUUACUUCUCGACCGAGGAAGAAACGACUCCGAUCGAUGGUCUCACGAGAACACCCAUGAAUGCGCAAUACUUUCACUGCAAUUUGGAGUUUGGAUGGGGACCCAGGUUGCUUACUGCUUGGGCAGCGCAGCGGAACACUUCGCUAGACAUCCUACAACGCAUGGGUGCAACCAAUCCCCUAUUCUGCAUUCUUCUUGCAUAUCUUACAAACCGCCUCACCAAUAUUGAGCAGCGUGUUCUUGUUGCGCUAAUGGUAUACAUGUCGGAUCCGUUGAAUCGUGGACUUCCAAUUCCAGAGAACCACGCACAACUGAGAAAUUGCUAUGGACCUGAUGGACGAGAGUCAAUUCCAAAUAUACUCCCGCGACCCAUCAUUCAAAUUCUUGAUACAGGGUUUGCCUACGUCUCGAUUCGCGACAUUCUCCAAUUCCAUCUAGCCAACGGCCAGACUUUGGAUCCUUUGGUCGAUGCACCAUACUCCCCCCAGUCCAAGAAUGUUCAAUCACUCCACGGAUCUUCUCAGAGAGGAAAGGAUCUUGUCGCGUUUUCAAACGAGCAAAGCAAUGCCCAGCCGACCGAGUUUAUAUCUGAAGUUGUGAUUUGGUCUGAUGCUUUUGAUACCAACAAUACCAAAAAUAAUCGAGGCUCCGUACAUGUUGUACUUGUAUCCGUCGGUACCCCUGGAGAUGAUUAUCAUUCUGGUCGCAAUACUUACCCGGUCUCCCUUGGUCCGUCCAAUGGUGACAUGACCACUGCCAUGGAAAAGCUCGUUAGGGAAUUGACAGAGUUAUUCAAGGGCCAGAAAAACAAAUUCUUUCAUGCCGCAUCACAGAAGGAACUGGCGGUUUCCCUGCGUGUGUACUGCUUUCUCCAAGAUCGACCAGAACGAUGUUCUUGGCUCGGUCUCGCAUAUGGUAAUGGAAGAUACGGGGCAAGAUUCGGUUGGGCAGGAGACCUGUCACAAAGCUGUGCGUACAAACGUUUGCCUUCCUGUUCUGACUGCAAUGCUCUGCGUUUAUGCAGUCCAGACCAACUAUUCCGGGAGCAACCUACUAACAAAAUAACAAUAUAA